UUAUUCGGUUUGCUUCGGCACAUGAUUGUACUGUGAUUGUACAUUUUUGAAGAUUUCUCCUUUGUUCGAAUUGUUUCAUUAUGCUUUUGAAUACGAUUCUCGUUUUUGCGACAUUUUUCACGACUAUUCGAGCUGAUACCCCUGCAAAUUGCACAUUUGAAGAUGUUCAGGGCACGUGGACGUUUUAUAUCGGUGAAAAUGGCCACGAUAAUACAUUGAACUGUAAUACAAGUUGGAAAGCUGUCACCCAACUGCGCGUUCACUUACUGUUUCCAGACAUCGCCUUAGAUGAUGACUAUAACAAAGGAUUCUGGACAAUGAUAUAUAAUCAAGGCUUUGAAGUUGUCAUAAAUGGCACCAAAUUUUUCGCUUUUUCAAAAUAUGUUGCAUCGGGAAGUAAGGUUACGAGUUAUUGCGACCAAACAAUGCCAGGUUGGUCACAUGAUGCGCAAGAUGUUAGCAAGAACUGGGCAUGUUUUUAUGGAAAAAAGAUAAAUUCCAUUCAAGCUCCAAAAGUUAGCAACAUGGCAUUCCUGAGUUCAUCUAAAUAUGACAAACCAUACCGACUAAACAAUGACUUCAUUGUAGCCAUCAUUGAGAAACAAAAUCAUUGGUUUCCCACGGUGUAUAGGGAGUAUGAAAAACUUACACUGCGAGAAAUGAUGUAUAAAGCUGGAGGACCAAAGAAGUUCCAAUCACCUCCUCCAAGACCCGUCAAAAAAGAAGACCUUGAGGCCGCUGAUAAACUACCAACUUCUUUUGACUGGCGGGAUGUAAAUGGCGUAAACUACGUCAGUCCUAUACGAAAUCAGUUGCAAUGUGGCAGUUGUUAUGCGUUUUCUACCAUGGGAAUGUUUGAAGCCCGGUCACGUAUUAGCUCUAAUCUCACCACUGGUUACAUUUUGUCCACCCAAGAUAUCGUCAGCUGUUCUGAGUACUCUCAAGGAUGUGAAGGAGGUUUUCCUUAUCUCAUCAGUAAAUAUGGUAUUGACUUUGGUUUGGUUGAAGAAUCUUGCUAUCCUUAUGAAGGAAAAGACAGCAAGUGUACCGAAUCAUCCUCAUGUGCUCGUCAUUAUGGCAAUAACGACUAUCACUACGUUGGCGGCUUCUAUGGCGCCUGCAAUGAGCCGUUAAUGCGGUUAGAACUCGUAAAAAACGGGCCUUUUUCCGUAAGUUUUGAAGUGACCUCCGAUUUUAUGCACUACAAAAGUGGCAUAUAUGUCAAUCCAGGUUUGAAAGAUAAAUUUAAUCCAUUUGAAAUCACCAACCACGCUGUCGUUGUAGUUGGCUAUGGCGUCGAUGAAAAAUCUGGAAUGAAAUACUGGAUUGUUAAGAACAGCUGGGGUACUGGAUGGGGAGAAGAUGGAUAUUUUAGGAUUCGACGUGGUACAGACGAAUUGUCAAUCGAGAGUAUUGGAGUAGCAGUUACUGUUGCGAAAGAUUUUUGAGCUCAUUUUUCUUUGAAAACAUUUUACUACGAAAUCAAUUCUUCAUAAUUUUAUAUUAACAAUAGCAAUGAGUGGGUGUAAGUCAUUUACGUGCAGUGUGUGUGGUUGUCUUUGCCAAUCAAAUUUAGCAGCAUGCAUAUAGCGAUAAAUCAUUUGAUGAACAAUGUGUGUAUUAUAAACUGAAAUAUAUGUUAGCUAAAUAUCCAAGGUCUAAAACGAACGAAAACUAUUAAAAUCAAUCAUUCUCAAAGUUCGAAUGCAAUGUUUGCGAAAUGAAAAGAUAUUGUAAGCAGAUUUUGCAUAAACGACAAAAUGGAAUCUAGAGUAAUGUAAUAGUAGCAUUCCGUUUUCAUACCAUCCGUUUUCAUAUCGUGUGAACGCAACCCUGGAAAAAAGUUUAAUAUACGUAACUUUUCUCUUUUUUCAUUUAUGGAAUCCAACUUUGCAUGAUUUAAAGCUUCGUUAUACGUCGACUCAGGGUGAAUAAUCCGUAAUGC
Molecule: messenger RNA, 1945 nt
Organism: Dendronephthya gigantea
Lineage: Eukaryota; Metazoa; Cnidaria; Anthozoa; Malacalcyonacea; Nephtheidae
Product: dipeptidyl peptidase 1-like
Exons: 5
Coding region: 81-1448 (455 amino acids)
Cellular component (GO): lysosome
Molecular function (GO): cysteine-type endopeptidase activity
Source: RefSeq, a predicted model, not a curated record